UUAAGGUUAUUUGAAAUAGUUAUCUGUAGCUUAUAGGUCGUGAUUCGUUGAUCGUAAUUCGUACAUCUGGAUACAAAAUGUACCUAAAAAAUGAGUAUGCCGUAGAAGUGAAAAAUGCUUGUAAGAUCUAUCCUCCAGAUUUCACAGUACUUGAUGGAUUUAGUAUGAAAGUCCAGAGUGGCAGCAUAUAUGGGCUAUUGGGACCCAGUGGCUGUGGAAAAACGACUCUACUGAGCUGUAUCGUCGGUCGUUUACAUUUAGAUUCCGGAGAGAUCAAACUUAAAGGCAAACACAUAUCCGACAUCGGAUAUAUGCCACAAGAAUUGGCAUUGCACAAUGAAUUAUCUAUAAAGGAAACGUUCACGUACUAUGGUUACAUAUUUAAUUUGUCAAAUGAUGUUAUCGAAACAAGAGGCCGAGAAUUAAAGGAGCUCUUGAAAUUGCCAUCGUACAGCCUAAGUCUAAACGAGAUUAGUGGUGGUCAACAAAGAAGAGUGUCCCUUGCUGUAGCGAUGCUCCACGACCCAAAACUGUUGAUUUUAGAUGAACCUACAGUUGGUCUGGAUCCUCUAAUUAGCCAAAGCAUUUGGGAACUUCUUUUGGAUUUGACAUCGAAUGAAGGUAAAACAGUGAUAAUCACCACGCACUAUAUCGAAGAAGCAAAACAGUCACAAAUGAUAGGUCUAAUGAGAAAAGGUACUCUUCUUUCCGAAGCAACGCCAACGGAACUAUUGACUUCGUGCAAUUGUUCGUAUUUGGAGGAAGCAUUUUUAAAGAUUUGCCAAAACCAAGUGGCCAAGACAAAUAGUUUCAAAAUACCAGUGAAACAACCUACAAGAAGGUUUUCUUACGCUCGAGAUUUGCCCCCACCGCCACUGUUAAACAACACAUUAUUCACGUUUGGGCGUUUCAAAGCUCAGGUGUGUAAAAACAUUUACCUGUUGAGAAGAAACAUACCGUUUACUCUAUUUGUGAUCUUCUUACCACUGAUACAGACAGUUUUAUUCAACGUCGCCUGUGGCCAUGAUCCGAAACAUUUGACAUUAGGUAUAUUAAAUGAUGAGCCAGUGAGUCAAACAGGUACGUGUUCGUUGACGCAGACGAAAAAUUGUUUUUUGGAUGGAGGCGUGCCGGUCAGUUGCCUAGUAUUGGAAAGAUUAAAAGAAAAGACUUUUGAAUUGGUUGAAUAUUCCAAUUCGGAAGAUGGUCAGUAUGCAGUGUCAGAAAACAAAGUCUGGGGAUUCCUUCAUUUUUCGAAAAACUUCAGUACUAAUUUAGCAACCCGUUUUAAUGAAGGGGGAGAUAUCUCGGACAACAACAUAUUUGACAUGGGAUCGAUCCAAGCAUGGAUUGACAAUACAAACAAGUAUAUGUACGACAUGAUAAAAAGAGACAUUUUUGACAGCUACACAGACGUGGUUGAUAGUCUUUUCAACAAAUGUAAUAUAUCAGAAAGAAUCGGCAACACACCAAUCCGGAUUCUUGACCCUGUUUAUGGAAACAAAAAUCCAAGUUUUAUACAUUACGCGUCACCAGCUAUAAUAGCACUAUGUGCAUUUUAUCUCCCUGCAAUCUACACAGGAUCUACAAUCAUUUCUGAAAAAGAAGGAGGGGUUAUUGAGAGAGUAGUCUUAUCAGGAAUGAAUUUCAUCGAAAUCGCCUUGGCUCAAGUAUUGGUGCAGACGAUAUUUAUCUUCAUUCAAACCACUCUGGUGAUGAUCGUCAUGUUCGUUAUAUUUGACAAUCCAUUCGUCGGCGACAUAUUUCCGUCGUUUUUGUUAUUGACGAUGAUCGGUUGCGGUGGAAUGUGUUUCGGUUUUUUCACGGCCAUCAUCUGCAGGACAACGACGGAAGCGGCUUUCCUGGGCAUUGGAACUAAUUUCCUGUUGAAAUUUUUAUGUGGACUGAUGUGGCCCACUGAAGGCAUCCACUACCUCUUGCGUAGCAUCAGCGUCUACUUACCGCUGACGAUGUCUACAGAAAGCCUGAGGUCACUGACCGCCAAGGGCCUGGGUCUCCAGCAUCCAUCAGUAUACCUUGGGUUCAUGUCGAUCUUCUCGUGGAUACUCGUCUUCACGCUGGUGUCGUUCGUAAUGCUGAAACUCAAACGCGACGUGUGGACGAAAAGUUAACUGGAAUGUGUAAUCCGCGUCACAAUAAGAAUAUUUUAAUUUAUAAUAAUAAUACCUAUAAAAUUAUUGGGCAUCGUUGGGUACGUUAUUAGAUAGGCAUAGACCGUAUUGUGUCGUUUUCGCAAAGGCGGAAACCAGCACCAAUAGACAACAAUCGAAACUGCAAAACUAAACACAAAUUUAAGUAUUAUAUUGUUCAUACAAAUUUAUGCCCCGUGUAUAGGUAAUAGUUGUAACGUUUUAGUUGUUUUUUUUAUUGUAUUGAUGUAUAAUAAUUUAAUAAUAAAAGAAUAUAAUAUUAUGUAUAUAAAACAUA
Molecule: messenger RNA, 2448 nt
Organism: Myzus persicae (green peach aphid)
Lineage: Eukaryota; Metazoa; Arthropoda; Insecta; Hemiptera; Aphididae
Product: ABC transporter G family member 23-like
Exons: 15
Coding region: 78-2132 (684 amino acids)
Cellular component (GO): membrane
Molecular function (GO): ATP binding; ATP hydrolysis activity; ABC-type transporter activity
Source: RefSeq, a predicted model, not a curated record